Pogonomyrmex barbatus (red harvester ant) is the source of this 1110-nucleotide messenger RNA. It is a transcript of the gene ND-ACP, whose product is annotated as NADH dehydrogenase (ubiquinone) acyl carrier protein. NCBI's taxonomy places the organism in Eukaryota, Metazoa, Arthropoda, Insecta, Hymenoptera, Formicidae. Gene Ontology annotation, cellular component: respiratory chain complex I; mitochondrion. Gene Ontology annotation, biological process: fatty acid biosynthetic process. The record is from RefSeq and is a predicted model, not a curated record. Gene Ontology annotation, molecular function: acyl binding; acyl carrier activity.
GCUCCGAAGUUUCCCCGAGUAAUUCUCGAGUCGACCGGAAGUGGAAGGUUCGGAGGAAGGAGCGAAGAGAAGGAGUCUUGAAAAGUUUCGUCAAGCAUCAGGUCUCGCAGCGGCAAGAACCAGAGUCAGAGUGUAAACUCGUCGCCGGUGCUUAUCUCGUCCGUGUAUCGUGGAUGAAGAAUGGCAUCCCUAGCAAGUGUUCGGUUAUUGGCAAGGAACGCCGGUCUCAGGAACUCGUUCAGUCGGCUGCGUUGUGUGAGCAGCGUGCUCGCACAGGUGCGAUGCGAGCGGAGGUUGUUGCAUCGGACCGCGCUCGUCGUCCCGCAGGUAAAAUGCAAUCGUGGAUACUGUCAAGAAGUUAAAGCUAAAUCAAUUAAGGAUAUCGAAAAGCGCGUAUUGAAGGGCUUAAGGGACACACGCAUCAAGCAGGUGCGCCAGUACAGUCAUAAGGAUCCGCUAACCCUUGACAUUAUCAAUCAGCGGGUGCUCUUGGUUCUGAAACUUUAUGACAAAAUUGAAACCUCAAAGUUGAACUUAGACUCACAUUUCAUGGAUGAUCUGGGUCUGGAUUCCUUGGACCAUGUGGAGAUCAUAAUGGCGAUGGAGGACGAGUUUGGCUUCGAAAUUCCAGACAUGGACGCGGAAAGACUAUUAAGACCUAAGGAUAUAGUGCGCUAUGUCGCGGACAAGGAAGACAUAUAUGAAUAACACGUCUUAUGUUAUUUAUCUCUAUGCGUUUAGUCAACAUCCGCCGUUGUUUCGAUCGGAAAUAACGGAUCAGCAUCUUACUGGCUACCAUUGUUUUUUUCUGUAUAUAGGUCACUCAUUUAUGUGAAUAAAAAAAUAAGCGAAUUGUUAUAUAUCGACUUUCUAUUAUACGAAUGUCCCAAAUAAUUGUAAUAGAAAUUACUUUUGGUAGUGAUCAGUCUUUAUUUUUUGUAUUUAUUAAUGUUGUAUGUAUUUCACUGGUAAAAAUCUUUACUAUUGAAAUUAUGAUUAUGCAUAUAUAAUAAUUAAGGCUUAUGCUGACUCAUUGCAACUUAAAUUAUGUUAGAUGCGAGAUGAUACAUAGUGAAAAUUCUUGUAAAAUACAUUUUUUGUUAAAUGUUA